AAUUUUAAGUGGCCACAUUAUGGGACCUUUGAUAUUUUUAGAGUUGUUGUUGCGGGCGUCGGUUUGAAAUUGCAAAACUCAUCUCGCUGUUCAACAUGUGUGUUUGUGGAGAAGAUGCGUGUUGGAUACUUUGCUGUGGUAAAUAUAAAUUCCUCCUUCGCUCAGCCUGGAUAGUACUGUUCAUAACCACAUUGAUAGACAUAAGCGCUAUUCUAGCCUAUUGGUAUCUUGCACCUAAAGCUUUGGACUCCAAACCUGGUUUGAAACUCGCCUUAAUACUCCUAGUGGCAGUACUCCUUCUCUAUUUCUUUUCUACUUUACUCAGUGGUUUCAUCAUAAUGAAGUUAUCUCCAAACAAACGUGAAUUAAGUGAAUUUCCGACAUCGAAUAGGACUAGAACCGGAAAUCGCCUAACAAGUUUCGGACUACAUCCGAUGCCAUAUUCGGACGGAUUUCGUCGUGUCUUACCCAACAAUGCUCCAGCAGCUCCUUCUUAUCGAAAUGCACCAAGAAUUGACUCAACGAAUCAACAAAAUAGGCAUAUCAACGUCAGAGAAAACGCAAGAUCGAAUAUAGACUUCAGAAACUACAGUAAUCCCUCCGAAAAUCUCAACCUGAAUGAUGCGUUUGUUAAUAGGCAUAACGCUCAAUCCUGUGACGAACUUUCUGAAGUCCUAGUUGUGCCGAAAGUUGUCAUUACUAGGCCAGAAAAUUCUGCUCCCACUUACGAAAACAUUGAAGCUGAUGUUUGCGAAUCUUCUAAGAGUCUAAACAAUUUGGGCUCUAGUACAAGCACAACUGUUACACCUCAGAAUGGGACACCAAAUUUACCACGGAACCUUGAGGCUCAAACUUGCGAUCUUUCUUCUAAGAGUCAAAGCAACUUGUGCUCUUGUUCUAAUAUUGCAUUUCGAAACAAGCCAAAGAACUUGCCACAGAAAACUUUUUACCGGUCCGGUGUAAGUCGUACAUCUUCUGCUGUUGAAAAACCAUAUCUAAAAACUAGAGUCAAUCAGUCAAAUGUAUACUCAAGCAAUACCAAUCUCGCAAACAGACGUUUAUUUUCUAGAUCUGAAAGCUACGUUAAUAGACCUGUUACUAAUGCAGAUGAAAAAACUUUAGAAAUGUCUAUAAAUCAGAACACAACUUCAAGAAGAGUGGACCGCAAUCCCACAAUCAGAUCUGACUUUUCUUCUGGCUCUGAAACCACCGGUUCAGAAAUCUCUGAACAGUAUAAAAAUCAAUCAUUUACUAUAACUCGCAAAACAAACUCUUUUUUAGCUAAAUCUCAGCCAGUGGAUAAUCAAUAUAGGCGAUAUGUUGUUGAUAAACUUCCUAUCACAUCGAAUCCUCAAACACAAAUGCUGUUCAAAGCAAUUAUGAAAAGUGAAGAACUAUUUGAGCAGACCAAUAAUGCCCCGAAAACGAAUUAUGUGGUAAAAACUGUACCAGUACAAGUAUAAAAUUAUACAUUUUUUAAAGAAUCCUAGCAAAUCAUUGUAUUAGUAUAUAAUAGUUUGACAAAAGACGAUUAAAUCGUCUGUAUAACACUUUAAUUUUGAAAUGAAUAUUUACUACAUGUAUUCUGAAUCGAAUAUACAUAAGUUGUUUUUAUACACCCAAUUCUUAAAUAUUUAACAAAUGGAGUUUUUCCUGCUAUAUUUUAAUUCAGCAUUCAAAAAAAAAUUAUACAUAUAUUCAUAUUUCAUCUCGCAUAUUGUUAUACAUUUCUUUUUGUCUAAAAUACAAAGAGAUUGUAAUCAUUUUUAUAUAAUAAAAUUUUAUAGAAAUAA
Messenger RNA from Parasteatoda tepidariorum (common house spider), 1793 nucleotides. RefSeq lists its product as uncharacterized. The record is from RefSeq and is a predicted model, not a curated record. NCBI's taxonomy places the organism in Eukaryota, Metazoa, Arthropoda, Arachnida, Araneae, Theridiidae.